Molecule: messenger RNA, 1971 nt
Organism: Closterium sp. Naga37s-1
Lineage: Eukaryota; Viridiplantae; Streptophyta; Zygnematophyceae; Desmidiales; Closteriaceae
Source: the annotation of a GenBank genome assembly
AUGCGCAGCUUGAUUGCAGCUUUGGAGCAUUUGCAGCGAGUGAAAAUUCUAACCAUCAAGGACUGCAGUGAUAUCACGUCGCUGCCCGUGUCUCUUCCCCGCCUGCCUGCACUCACCAACCUCAACCUUGCCAUAAGACAACUCUCAUUGCUGCCCGAAGAUUUCGGGCAGCUGUCAACGCUUCGGACGCUCGCCUUAAAUCUGGAAAGUCUCACAGCCGAUUUCGGGCAGCUGGUUUCGUUGGAGAAGCUGUGCAUGAAGCGCCUUCCGCUGCUCACGCAUCUGCCCGAAUCCUUUGGACAGCUGGCAGUUCUUCGAGAGGUAAAACUUUUGGAGUGUGGGCAACUGCAGCAACUCCCGGACUCCCUAUCCCAGCUAUCUUCUCUUGAGCGCCUGGAGAUCAACAUUUGCCCGCGCCUCACGAUGCUGCCAGACGACAUGGGAAAGGGUCUGCACUCCUUGCGCCAACUGCUGCUACUGGACUGCACCGCUCUCACCCACCUCCCUCCAUCUUUCUCCUGCCUGACCUCUCUCGAAACCCUCAAGAUUGAACGCGCACAGCGCUUCAGGGGCACGCUGCUAGAUGGCUUUGGCAGCUUGAAAAGCCUCAAGAAGCUGUCGCUCGACUCUAUGCCGCGGCUAUCCGCGCUCCCUGCCUCCUUCUCGGGCGUUGAUUCCCUCACCAGCUUGGAAGUGGGAAACUGCCCCAAAGUAACGGUCCUGCCUGAGGGGAUUGGACGGGUGGAUGCUCUCGAGGAGGUCAGGAUCUUCAAAAUGGACGGCCUGAUAGGUCUCCCUCCGUCGCUUCUUGACCUGCCCCGUCUGCGGGCUUUGGAGGUGCGGGCAUGUGAUGGGUUAAGUGAAGUGCUAGGUGAUGAGAGGAUGCUUAGACGUACCGCCAGGGGUUUUGUGACCGGCACCGGUAGCACCAGGCGCAGCAGCAGCAGGCCCUUGCUUCCUUCCAUUCAGAGCCUCAAGAUUAAAGAGCUCAAUGUUGAGUCGUUUGGACCAUCCCUCGGUCGCCUCUCCUCUCUGACGCAGUUGGAGCUCCUGGAAAUGAACAAGCUUGAAUCUCUUCCUGAUUCCAUCUCUCAACUCUCUCAGCUGCAAAGGCUUAAGGUUGAUUGGUCUUCUAGUCUGAAAACACUGCCCGAGACCCUUGGAGGGCUGGCAGGGCUGCGUGUCUUGCAGCUGGUUUACCUCUCGAGAAUGCGACAGCUGCCCGAGUCUCUCGGGCAGCUGAAAAUGCUCGAGACACUGGAGAUUAUUGAUUGCUUCAAGCUGAUGCAGCUUCCAGCGUCAUUUGUGAAUCUACCCAAGCUACGAACCUGCUCUCUCAUCAUGCUUGGGAUCUCAACCAUUCCUGAUGAUAUCUUUAAGCUGUCUUCCCUCCAGAAGUUGCUGAUUCGGGGACUGAAGCAGUUGCGAAGCUUGCCGGAUUCGUUUAUUCGGCUGCCUAGGCUUGAGGAUCUGGAGGUGUGUGCGUGCAAGAAGCUGACUCGCCUGCCCUCCUCUCUUCGAAAAAUGCCGUCGUUGCGGGAGUGCCACAUCAGUGAAUGCCCUUUGCUGCCCAGGCGAGACACGAGGGGAGUUCCUGCUAGGAGAGAGGAGGGAGAGGAGGGGGAGGGGGAGGAGGAGGAGGGGGAGGAGUGGGAGGGGGAGGAGCGGGAGGGGGAGGAGGAGGAGGGGGAGCGAGGGGACGCGGAAAGGGAAGAGGCGGGCGGGGAGGCAUCGGAGGAGGAGAGUGGUGGAGAGAAUGAGGAGACUGAUGGUGAAGAGGAUGAGAGUGGUGGAGAGGAUGAGGAGAGUGGCGGUGAGGAUGAGGAGAGUGGUGGAGAGGAUGAGGAGAGUGGUGGAGAGGAUGAGGAGAGUGGUGGUGAGGAUGAGGAUAUUGAGCAUGAGUAUGCAUUGGGGAGUGACUAUGAGAUGGGUGAUGGCGGAGGCUGGGGGGAGAGUGAUGAGGAUGACUAG